AUGAAGUUUGCUCAGUCUAUUUUGGAUAAAUCAGUACCGGAAUGGAAGUUUAAUAAUAUUGACUAUGAAAAAUUAAAGAAACUUAUUAAAGAAGCCACUACUGCAAGUGAUAAUGAUACCAAAAACUUAAAUAAAUUGGCUAGUAGCUUUAAAGAACAAUUAGAAAAUGUGAACCUUUUCACCUCGAUGAAGGUUAAGGAAUUAUCUACGAGGUUGGUGUCUAUUGAGUCAUCUAUUCUUCAUUUUAAGGAAAUGAAAAGCGUUUCUAAAAAUGUUCAAAAAAAUCAAUUGAGAUUAAUUAUGUCUCAUUUAGAUGAUUGUAAUUCAGAAUGGCAAAAAUUAUCUAGAUUUGUAAUAUUACAAAGGAUUGCAUUGAAAAAAUUAUUCAAGAAGUUUACUAAACAUUAUCACGGGGGUCAAGAAGAGGCCAAAGAUUAUAUUGAGAAAAUCAAAGAUUCUCCAGAAUAUAAGGACGGUUAUGAAGGAAUAUCAUUUGUUAAUAUAGAUUUAGAACCAUUCUUGUUGGAAGUUUCGUUAAUAGCUGCUGUUAUACAUGAACUAAAUACAAAUUUAAAGCAAAAUAGCACCAACAAUGACAGAGAAAAUAUUAUUGAUGAUUCUAAAACAGUCAAUUCAACUCUGGAGUUUGAUACAAUAUCGUUAGGAAAUAGUUCAACUGUCCAAUCUUUUUUACUCUCGAUUGAAAAUAUUGAAGAAUUUAAGUUCAUGCUUCUGAAAUCUGGUUAUCAUUUAGUAGAUGAUGAAGUAUCAUUUUCAAGAGAGGUUUUAGAAAACUCAGACAUUACAAGCAAUAGAACAACCACAUCAGCACGUUCAAUUACAGACUUAAGAACGAUUAUUAAGGAUCAACAUAUGAAACACCAAGCUGAAGCAUCACAAAAAUCUUGUACUUCGACAACUGCCCUGUGUACACAGUCAAGAUUAGUAUAUUACCUGAUAGACUCAAAUCCAAGUUCUCCUUUGUUCUUGGAAAAUGAGUCAAUGAAUUUAUACCCAAAUAUUCUGUUGACAGAAAAAAAUAAUUUUGAUUCAAAACAUAACGUUUUACUCUGUCAUGUGGGAGGAAUAAGAGAUCAUUUCACGACAAACAAGUUAUCAUACAGUUACUUGCAAGAUAUAAUAUCGAAAGAAACACAAGAGGAAGUGAAUGCUGAGACAAAUAAAAGGAACUCUAAUCCUGUUGAAAAACUAGCCGUUCAAUGGAUAAGUUCCCAUAAUUUAAAGAUUUUGGACACAUCGAUUUCUUUCAAUAGAUCAAGAUUUGUAAAAUAUUCAGACACUGAGACAUACUACAUUACAUUAGACGAUGAAUUUACUUUUAAUGGUAAAUCCAUUUCCCAUGCAUAUGUCAAAAUUAAUAAAUCAAACUCGAUGAAUUCAAAAAUAUCUGUAUCCAAAACCAAUAAGAAGAAGAGGAGUACGGAAUUUGAAAAAUUAUGCGAACUAAUAAUCGAAAACAAAUGUCAAUGCUACCCUUUAUCAGAAGUUAAUACAGAAUGGAAGAUUUUUUAUCAGUUGAAGGAUUCACAUGAUCUGCAGGCAGAUUUAUAUUCAUUAGCGCUACAGGAUAAAUAUGAAAUUGAAGAAAAUAUAAGAUUGACUACUGAAGAAUUUUUUAAAAUAGGAACUCAAUUAGUGUUAGAAAUGUGUUCAACAGAUUUCCAGGCAGAGCAACAGAAUGUUGAUUCAAUCAAUCCCUUAACAGUGAAAGAAAAUGGAGAUAAUGUCGAGAAUGAUGUUGGCCGUGUUAGAUACUGGAAUGAAUUUGAUGACGGAGAAGAUUUUGCAGAUAAUGGUUUCUAUGUUAAUAAUUCCCUUGAAAGCCAGUCAUUUCUAUCAGAAAAUGCAUAUCCAAAGGAUAAUGGUUUUAUUAAAUUUAGUAAACCAUUCAUUAAUUCAGUGUAUGAUUUUUGUCAAAAAUUUCGUUCUACUAUCGGCUUACAGGUCGGUGAUGAAUACCCACCUUUAUUAUCUUUUAGUAAUGGAAGAACAAAAUAUACAUCAAGAGGUUCAAUUCCUUCAGGAAUAUCAUCUUCUAUUUCCAAUGAUCAUUUUGAUGAAUUACUCGAGUACGAAAGACAAAAUAUCGAGGAUUCAGAUGCAAUCUAUGAGUACAAACACGAUCAAGUUGUAACAUUUAUGUAUUUAACAAUAUUAAGUGUAUCUUCGGUUACUUCGGGUAUCUCCUUAGGUAUUAUCUUGGCCCUUUUUAAGGGAGGUUCUAGUGAUUCAAAUCUAGAGGUGGCUAGCAUUUUGACAAUAAUAAUCAUUUCAUCUUUAUUAGUAUCAUUGAUUUUAAAUUGUACAAGUCUAAUGCUACUUUUCAGCAGAUUCACACUAGCCCCUCUCUGGCAUUACAUUAUUUCAUUUUUACUAUUUCUGCUGGUAACAUGCACCGUGUGCUAUGGAAUAAUCGAGAUUUUCUUAUAA
This is a messenger RNA of Vanderwaltozyma polyspora DSM 70294, 2451 nucleotides long. RefSeq names its product Vtc5p (gene VTC5). The coding region runs from base 1 to 2451 and encodes 816 amino acids. The transcript has a single exon. Gene Ontology annotation, biological process: polyphosphate metabolic process; vacuole fusion, non-autophagic; microautophagy. Gene Ontology annotation, cellular component: vacuolar transporter chaperone complex; fungal-type vacuole membrane. The record is from RefSeq and is a predicted model, not a curated record. Lineage: Eukaryota; Fungi; Ascomycota; Saccharomycetes; Saccharomycetales; Saccharomycetaceae.